AUGUCGUACAACGAUAAUAGUCACUACUACGACCCCAACCAUCAGGGUGGGGCUCCGCCUGCGGAUGGCUAUUACCAACAACCCUACGAUGAACAACAGCCCCAUCAGGACUUCUAUGAUCCAAAUGUCCAAUAUCAUCAACAACCUUAUGAUAUGGACGGAUACCAAGAUCCCAAUGGUGCUGCUUAUGGUGCUCAUGCUCAGCCUCAACAACAAGGCGCUGGCUACAAUGCUGAUCCAGAAGCAUUCUCGGAUUUCAGCUACGGUGGUCAGACCCCUGGCACCCCUGGUUACGAUCAAUACGGUACUCAAUACACUCCAUCCCAAAUGAGUUACGGUGGUGAUCCUCGUUCUUCUGGUGCCUCGACUCCUAUCUAUGGUGCUCAGGGCCAGUACGAUCCUACUCAAUUUCAAAUGUCUUCUAACUUGCCUUACCCUGCUUGGUCUGCUGAUCCUCAAGCCCCAAUCAAGGUUGAACACAUUGAAGACAUUUUCAUUGAUUUGACAAACAAGUUCGGUUUCCAGAGAGAUUCCAUGAGAAACAUGUUCGACUACUUCAUGACCCUCUUGGAUUCCAGAGCCUCCCGUAUGUCUCCAGCACAAGCUCUUUUGAGUUUGCACGCUGAUUACAUCGGUGGUGACAAUGCUAACUACAAGAAAUGGUACUUUGCUUCCCAACAAGAUUUGGACGACUCCCUUGGUUUCGCCAACAUGAACUUGGGUAAGAUCGGUAGAAAGGCUAGAAAGGCUUCGAAGAAGUCUAAGAAGGCUAGAGCUGCUGUUGAAGAACACGGUCAAGACAUUGACGCUUUGGCGAACGAAUUAGAAGGUGAUUACUCCCUCGAAGCUGCUGAAGUCAGAUGGAAGGCGAAGAUGAACUCUCUUACUCCUGAAGAAAGAGUUAGAGACAUCACUCUUUACCUCUUGUUAUGGGGUGAAUCCAACCAAGUCAGAUUCACUCCAGAAUGUUUGUGUUACAUCUACAAGGCCGCUUUUGACUACUUGUUGUCUCCUCAAUGUCAACAAAGACAAGAGCCAGUUCCAGAGGGUGAUUACUUGAACCGUGUUGUUACUCCACUUUAUAGAUUCUUGAGAUCUCAGGUCUAUGAGAUUUACGAUGGCAGAUUCGUCAAGCGUGAAAAGGAUCACAACAAGGUUAUUGGUUACGAUGAUGUUAACCAAUUGUUCUGGUACCCAGAAGGUAUUUCUAGAAUUAUCUUUAACGAUGGUACUAGAUUGGUCGAUAUUCCUCAAGAAGAACGUUUCCUUAGAUUGGGUGAAGUCGAAUGGCAAAAUGUCUUCUUCAAGACCUAUAAGGAAAUCAGAACUUGGUUGCAUUUUAUCACCAACUUCAACAGAAUUUGGAUUAUCCAUGGCUCCUUUUACUGGAUGUACUGUGCCUACAACUCCCCAACCCUUUAUACUUUACAUUACCAACAAACCAUCAACCAGCAGCCUACUGCAUCUUCUAGAUGGGCUGCUGCUGCCAUUGGUGGUGUUAUUGCUUCCUUUAUUCAAAUUUUGGCUACUCUUUUUGAAUGGAUGUUCGUUCCAAGAGAAUGGGCCGGUGCUCAACAUUUGAGUCGUCGUUUGUUAUUCUUGAUUGGUGUCUUCUUAUUGAACUUGGUUCCCGUUGUCUAUACCUUCUACUGGGCUGGAUUAGCUGCUAUCUCUAAGUCAGCGCAUAUUAUUUCCAUUGUUGGUUUCUUUAUUGCUGUUGCCACUGUUGUUUUCUUUUCUGUUAUGCCUUUGGGUGGUUUAUUUACUUCCUACUUGAACAACAGAUCUAGAAAGUACUUGGCUCAACAAACUUUUACCGCUAACUUUAUCAAGUUAAGAGGCUUGGACAUGUGGUUAUCUUACUUAUUGUGGACCAUUGUUUUCUUGGCUAAGUUGACUGAAUCUUAUUUCUUCUUGAUUCUUUCUAUCAGAGAUCCAAUCAGAAUUUUGUCAACCACUACCAUGAGAUGUACUGGUGAAGUUUGGUUCGGUGACGUGUUAUGUCGUAACCAAGCCAAGAUUGUCUUAGGUUUGAUGUACACUGUCGAUUUGUUGUUGUUCUUCUUGGAUACUUACAUGUGGUACAUUAUCUGUAACUGUAUCUUCUCCAUUGGUCGUUCCUUCUAUUUGGGUAUUUCUAUUUUGACUCCAUGGAGAAACAUUUUCACCAGAUUACCAAAGAGAAUCUAUUCCAAGAUCUUGGCUACCACUGAGAUGGAAAUCAAGUACAAACCAAAGGUUUUGAUCUCUCAAAUUUGGAAUGCUAUCGUCAUUUCCAUGUACAGAGAACAUUUAUUAGCCAUUGACCACGUUCAAAAGUUGUUAUACCAUCAAGUUCCUUCAGAAAUUGAAGGUAAGAGAACUUUGAGAGCUCCAACUUUCUUCGUUUCUCAAGAUGAUAACAAUUUCGAGACGGAGUUCUUCCCAAGAAACUCAGAGGCUGAAAGAAGAAUUUCUUUCUUUGCCCAAUCUUUGGCUACUCCAAUAUUGGAACCUUUGCCUGUUGACAACAUGCCUACUUUCACUGUUUUCACUCCUCAUUACUCUGAAAAGAUUUUGUUGUCUUUGAGAGAAAUUAUCAGAGAAGACAACCAGUUCACAAGAGUUACCUUGUUGGAAUACUUGAAGCAAUUGCACCCAGUCGAAUGGGAAUGUUUUGUUAAGGACACCAAGAUCUUGGCAGAGGAAACCGCUGCUUACGAAGAAGGUGAGGAUGCCGAGAAGUUGUCCGAAGAUGCCUUGAAGUCCAAGAUUGAUGAUUUGCCAUUCUACUGUAUUGGUUUCAAAUCUGCUGCUCCUGAAUACACCUUAAGAACUAGAAUUUGGGCUUCGUUGAGAGCUCAAACCUUGUACAGAACUGUUUCCGGUUUCAUGAACUAUGCUAGAGCCAUCAAAUUAUUAUACAGAGUUGAAAACCCAGAGUUGGUCCAAUACUUCGGGGGUGAUCCAGAAGGCUUGGAAUUAGCUUUGGAGAAGAUGGCCAGAAGAAAGUUCAGAUUCUUGGUUUCUAUGCAAAGAUUGUCCAAGUUCAGAGACGAUGAAAUGGAAAAUGCUGAAUUUUUGUUACGUGCUUACCCAGACUUACAAAUUGCUUACUUAGAUGAAGAACCAGCUUUGACUGAAGACGAAGAACCAAGAGUUUACUCUGCUUUGAUUGAUGGUCAUUGUGAAGUAUUAGAAAAUGGUAGACGUCGUCCAAAGUUUAGAGUUCAAUUAUCUGGUAACCCAAUUUUGGGUGAUGGUAAGUCUGAUAACCAAAACCAUGCUAUUAUUUUCCACAGAGGUGAAUACAUUCAAUUAAUUGAUGCUAACCAAGAUAACUAUUUGGAAGAAUGUUUGAAGAUUAGAUCCGUUUUGGCUGAAUUCGAAGAAUUAAACGUUGAACAUGUUAACCCAUAUGCUCCUACUAUGAAGUCUCAAGAUGCUUCUGAACAAAAGUACCCUGUUGCCAUUUUGGGUGCUAGAGAAUACAUUUUCUCUGAAAACUCUGGUGUUUUGGGUGACGUUGCUGCUGGUAAGGAACAGACUUUCGGUACUUUGUUCGCUAGAACUUUGGCUCAAAUCGGUGGUAAAUUGCAUUAUGGUCACCCGGAUUUCUUGAAUGCUACUUUCAUGUUGACAAGAGGUGGUGUUUCUAAGGCCCAAAAGGGUUUACAUUUGAACGAAGAUAUUUACGCUGGUAUGACUGCUAUGUUAAGAGGUGGUAAAAUCAAGCAUUGUGAAUACUACCAAUGUGGUAAGGGUAGAGAUUUAGGUUUCGGUUCCAUUUUGAAUUUCACAACUAAGAUUGGUGCAGGUAUGGGUGAACAGAUGUUGUCCAGAGAAUACUACUACUUGUCUACUCAAUUGCCAAUUGACCGUUUCUUGUCUUUCUACUAUGGUCACCCAGGUUUCCAUAUUAACAAUAUUUUCAUUCAAUUGUCCUUGCAAGUUUUCAUCUUGGUUUUGGCUAACUUGAACUCUUUGGCUCACGAAUCUGUUAUGUGUUCUUACAACAAGAACAUUCCAAUCACUGAUGUUUUGUAUCCAUUUGGUUGUUACAAUUUCGCUCCAGCUGUUGACUGGGUUAGACGUUAUACUUUGUCUAUUUUCAUUGUUUUCUUCAUUUCUUUCAUUCCGUUAGUUGUGCAAGAAUUGAUUGAAAGAGGUAUUUGGAAGGCUUUCCAAAGAUUCACCCGUCACUUUGUUUCAUUGUCCCCAAUGUUCGAAGUUUUCGUUGCUCAAAUCUAUUCCUCAUCCGUCUUCACUGAUUUGACUGUUGGUGGUGCCAGAUAUAUUUCUACCGGUAGAAGUUUUGCUACUUCUAGAAACCAGUUCACUCUUUUGUACACUCGUUUCGCCGAAUCUUCCAUUUACAUGGGUGCAAGAUUAAUGAUGAUUUUGCUUUUCGGUACCGUUUCUCACUGGCAAGCACCAUUGUUAUGGUUCUGGGCAUCCUUGUCAUCAUUGAUGUUCUCUCCAUUCAUGUUCAACCCACAUCAAUUCGCUUGGGAAGAUUUCUUCAUUGACUACCGUGAUUUCAUCAGAUGGUUAUCUAGAGGUAACACCAAGUGGCACAGAAACUCUUGGAUCGGUUACGUCAGACUUUCUAGAUCUCGUGUUACUGGUUUCAAGCGUAAGUUGAUUAACGAUGAAUCCGAAAAGGCUUCCGGUGAUGCUACCAGAGCUCACAGAUCCAACGUCUUAUUCGCCGACUUCUUCCCAACUCUUAUCUACACUGCUGGUCUUUUUGUCGCUUACACUUUCAUUAACGCCCAAACCGGUGUUACUACUUACAGUUACGAAAUUGAUGGAAGUACGGAUGUUAUCGAAGUGAACUCUACUUUAAGAGUUGUCAUUUGUGCUUUGGCCCCAGUUGUUAUUGACAUUGGUGUUCUUGGUGGAUGUCUUGGUUUAGCUUGUUGUGCUGGUCCAAUGUUAGGCUUGUGCUGUAAGAAGACUGGUGCUGUGAUUGCAGGUGUUGCCCACGGUAUCGCUGUUGUUAUUCACUUGAUUUUCUUCAUUGUUAUGUGGGUUAUGGAAGGUUUCGUUUUUGCUAGAAUGAUGUUGGGUCUUGCUACUAUGGUGUACAUCCAAAGAUUGUUGUUCAAGUUCUUAACCUUGUGUUUCUUGACUAGGGAAUUUAAGCAUGACAAGGCCAACACUGCUUUCUGGACUGGUAAGUGGUACGGUACUGGUAUGGGUUACAUGGCUUUCACUCAGCCAGCUCGUGAAUUCUGUGCAAAGAUUAUUGAAAUGUCUGAAUUUGCUGGUGAUUUCGUCUUAGCUCACAUCAUCUUGUUCUGUCAAUUACCAAUCUUGUUCAUUCCAUUGGUCGACAGAUGGCACUCCACCAUGUUGUUCUGGUUGAAGCCUUCUAGAUUGAUUAGACCACCAAUUUACUCAUUGAAGCAAGCCAGAUUGAGAAAGAGAAUGGUGAGAAAGUACUGUACUCUUUACUUCCUUAUCUUGGUCUUGUUCGUCAUUAUUAUUGCUGCUCCAGCUAUCGCUGCUGCUCAUGUUCCUGAAGACAUUUUUGCCGACAUGAGUGGUAUUAUGAAGGGAUUAUUCCAACCAAGACACGCAAAGAACAACGAUACUGGUACCAACAGACCAAAGGGUUACACUUGGGUUUAUCAAUCCGCAAGAUCCCAUCAUACAAAAGCCUACACCACUAAAGACUUCUAG
This is a messenger RNA of Suhomyces tanzawaensis NRRL Y-17324, 5667 nucleotides long. RefSeq names its product 1,3-beta-glucan synthase (gene GSC1). The transcript has a single exon. Gene Ontology annotation, molecular function: 1,3-beta-D-glucan synthase activity. Gene Ontology annotation, biological process: fungal-type cell wall polysaccharide biosynthetic process; (1->3)-beta-D-glucan biosynthetic process. The record is from RefSeq and is a predicted model, not a curated record. NCBI's taxonomy places the organism in Eukaryota, Fungi, Ascomycota, Pichiomycetes, Serinales, Debaryomycetaceae. Gene Ontology annotation, cellular component: 1,3-beta-D-glucan synthase complex; plasma membrane. Bases 1 to 5667 code for a protein of 1888 amino acids.